Messenger RNA from Chroicocephalus ridibundus (black-headed gull), 1822 nucleotides. RefSeq names its product large ribosomal subunit protein mL44-like. Gene Ontology annotation, biological process: RNA processing; mitochondrial translational elongation. The coding region runs from base 44 to 1087 and encodes 347 amino acids. The transcript is spliced from 4 exons. NCBI's taxonomy places the organism in Eukaryota, Metazoa, Chordata, Aves, Charadriiformes, Laridae. Gene Ontology annotation, cellular component: nucleus; microprocessor complex; mitochondrial large ribosomal subunit. The record is from RefSeq and is a predicted model, not a curated record. Gene Ontology annotation, molecular function: double-stranded RNA binding; ribonuclease III activity.
GUUUCCCGGGGGAGCGGGGCCGGGUACUCCCGUACCCGCUGCCAUGGCCGCACGGCUGCUCUGGCGGGAGUCGAGGCGGCUGCUGGCCGGGGCCGGGGCCGGGGCCGGGGCCGGGGCCGGGGCCGGGGCCGGGGCCGGGGCCGGGGCCGGGGCCGGACUCAGGCUCAGGCUCAGGCUCAGGCUCAGCACCGCGCCGAGCCGCGAGAAGAAGCGGUGGCUGCGAGCCUACCUUGAGCAGCAGCGGCUGGAGGCGCCCCCUCAGCGGCGGUCGGAGAAGCCCAACUGGGAUUACCAUGCAGAGAUACAGGCUUUUAGCCACCGGCUGCAUGAAAACUUUUCUUUUGAUCUCCUCAAGACUGCAUUUGUUAAUUCUUGUUAUAUUGAAAGCGAAGAGGCAAAACGGCGAGAACUUGGGAUAGAGAAAGAAAUGGUUGCUCUUAAUCUACAAGACAAUAGCAAACUCGCUGAGCAAGGGAUGUCUUUUUCGCGCUCUUACCUGACGCAGUGUUUCGAAGGUGCCUACCCAGAUUUACCUGCAAAGGGGGUAGGAGCACUUGUUGAUUUUCUUACCAGUCAGGAACUUGUUUCUUAUGUGGCUCAAAACCUGUCUGUACAGGACCUGACACUUUGCAGAGAGUUUCCCGUCCCACCAGAUGUGCUACGGAGGACGUUCUUUGCUGUGAUAGGAGCCUUGCUCGACAGCAGCGGGCCUGAGAAAACGGGGAUCUUUGUCAGGGAUUUUUUCAUUCCCCAGCUGAUUGGAAAAGACCUGUUUGAGAUCUGGGAAGUUGUAAAUCCUAUGGGCUUACUAGUGGAAGAACUGACCAAGAGGAAUAUCUCUUCUCCAGAACCAAGAAUUACCAGGCAGUUGGGAGUCAGCACAGUUCUGCCACUGUACUUUGUUGGGUUGUACUGCGAUAAGAAGAUUAUAGCUGAAGGUCCUGGAGAAACGCUGCUUGCUGCAGAGGAAGAAGCUGCCCGCGUGGCACUGCGGAAGCUCUAUGGGUAUCCAGAGAACAGGAGACCUUGGGAUUACUCAAAAGCCAAACAAGGGUUGGCAGCUGAGAAGGCUGUCAGCAGUAACUAGAUAAUAAAAGAUGUUUCUGGUUUCUCUUAAGAAUUAGUGUCUUCCAUGCUGAGUAUAGAUGUAUUUAGGAAAGCAAAAUGUCGUUUGGUUUUCUGAUCUUAAGUGCUUGAAAUUUUAAAAUCAAAUACGGUAUUAAAAUAAAAAGUCUUUUACUUUUGCACAAAGUUUAAUAUUUGCUCAUUUUCCUAAGCAUAACAAAAGUCUCCUUUUUCUGAAUUUUUGUCUUUUGGCUGGGAAGUGUUUCCAUACAUCACAGGAGGCUGGUUUUAGUGAUAUUUAAUAAUGUGUGACGAAGUCUCACUGUAUAGAAAAAGGUUUUGUAAGGGGUUCCCUGGAGAUUGUUUUGAGGGUAUCGUUAAUGAGUUGAAUUACGUGUGCAACAUCAGUCUUUGGAUAUAAUCUGGAUUCAUUUGUCCUUGACCUUAAGAAAACAUGACAUACGAUGUCAAUGAUAUUGAUGCUGGUGUUGGUCAAAUUUAAAAAAAUGCAAAUGGCGCUUUUGAGGUCUCGCUGCUUGCAUACAGAUUUUAUUUGCCAGACACAUUGGUUUCUAUUGUUGAAGCGUGCUCUGAAAAAGGGUGUAUUUUUAAUUUUAAAUUUUGCAAAAAGCAAAAUAAGGAUCAUGAAGGCCUGAACUCAAAGAAAUUGGAGAACAUCGUUUAAUGCUAGGCUAAUCGAUAAGCCUUCUCUUUCUCUUCUUUUUUUUUCUUUUUUUUUUUUUUUGGGUACUUUUCC